AUGAAGAUUACAAACUUUCCUAUUCUACUUUUAGUUUUCUUUAUUUUUCCGAUCACGUUUGCCCAACCGAGAGUCGGGUUUUAUAACAAUUCAUGCCCUAAUGCAGAAACUAUAAUUCAAACUCUUGUGAGCGAUGAGUUCGAGAGUGAUCCCACGAUCACAGCCGCUUUGCUUCGCAUGCAUUUUCACGACUGUUUUGUCGGGGGUUGCGACGGUUCUAUCCUCUUAAACUCAACAGAUUCAGAAAGAUUCGUCGGUCCAAACUUGAGCGUGAGAGGGUUUGAGCUGAUCGACGAGAUCAAGGCCGAGCUUGAGGCUCAGUGUCCCUCCAACGUCUCAUGUGCCGACAUAAUGGCUCUUGCCACCCGUGACUCUGUGGCCUUAUCUGGAGGUCCGAGCUACAACAUUCCCACUGGGCGACGUGAUGGGUUGAGAACAAAUGCGAAUGGCGUGUUCAACCUUAUCGGACCAACCGCCUCCGUGGCUGCGUUUCUCAGCUUCUUUGGGGACAAAGAUAUGAACACGUUGGAUGCGGUGGCUCUUUUGGGUGCACACACGGUUGGAGUGGGAUCUUGUGAUCUAUUCCAGGACCGCCUCGUGAAUUUUAAUGGAAGCGGACUGCCUGAUCCGUCCAUGGACUCCGAUUUGGUUGCAAAUUUAACCACCAUAUGUGAGGCCUCAGAGAACCCAUCAACAGGACUUGACCGGUCAACGCCAUUGACUUUCGAUAAUGCAUUCUUCGGACAAAUCCGAGUGAGGAGAGGAGUUUUGCAACUUGACCAGCGCCUCGCAACCGAUGAAGCCACUUCUAGUGUGGUGGCUCAAUACGCAGCAGACAACGACUUAUUCAAACGCCAGUUUGCGAUCGCGAUGGUGAAAAUGGGAGCCGUUGAUGUCUUUACAGGCGAAGACGGUGAGAUCAGAACGAAUUGUUGGGCGUUUAAUAACAACUAA
This is a messenger RNA of Brassica oleracea var. oleracea, 954 nucleotides long. RefSeq names its product peroxidase 57. The record is from RefSeq and is a predicted model, not a curated record. The transcript is spliced from 3 exons. Gene Ontology annotation, biological process: hydrogen peroxide catabolic process; response to oxidative stress. Gene Ontology annotation, molecular function: peroxidase activity; heme binding. Bases 1 to 954 code for a protein of 317 amino acids. Gene Ontology annotation, cellular component: plant-type cell wall; plasmodesma. NCBI's taxonomy places the organism in Eukaryota, Viridiplantae, Streptophyta, Magnoliopsida, Brassicales, Brassicaceae.